ACUUUUGGGGCUGGAAGUUACGGAAGAGUCAGCAACUUAGGGUCUGAGUGGUGGUAGUGGGGGGGGGUGGCGGCAAUCAAGCAGAAUUUGCAGUGUGGGGGUGUUUUCUUCUGGGAAGCGUCUUUAGUUCCCCCCCCCUCCCCGGCGCAGCGACCAGACGAGAAGAGGCGGGGUGGGCGGUCACCGCUCGCGAAAGGUGAAAGUGGUUGGAACGUUCCGGGGGUUCUAGAACGUUGGGUAUCCAAACAGAGCCACGCCCCCUUUUCCUCCCUUCUCUGCCUGCAAGCUUUUAGUCCGCCUUUUCUACCGCCUCGAUCGUCCCUGCCUUAAAAGUGCCCGAAUCCAGGGAAUCAAAACAGACGAAUGAAUACCCUCCAUCCAUCACAUCUUCUCCUCCAGGGAUAUCCCGACGGUAUUCCUGAUUUUGUCCACGGGUGUUUCGUUUCCUGCUUCCUCUGCUCCCUUCCAUUUGUCGCAGACAAAACGUUGCUUUAAGAACUCUGAUUUAUUUAUUUAUUUUGUCGUUGCAGAAAUACAGUUUCCUGUUUUAUUCUCUUGAGCUUUUCUGAAUCUGUCAUGGUUUUUCCUCUCUAGGAUUAAUAUUCUCUUUAUUUCUUCAACAGACUGGCCUCUCUUGAUCUGUUCUUGAAGCCAAAGCCACUUAGAUCUUUUCUUCUUUGGAUAUUUAGGGAUAUUUUUUUGCUGCUAUUUUCAGAAUGCCUCUGUCUCUUCCUAUCGGGUUUUCCUUUUAGAAGUUAAGUGUAACGUCUCUGUUUUAUGCGUUGGUUUUAUGCUCUGACUGUAUCCUGCAGAACAAAUAUUACUAGCUUGCCUGCUCUUUAACUUUCUGAAUUUAAUAUGUUUUGUAUAUUAAAUUUUUGUAGGCUGUUAAGUUUUGUAGGCUAUUCCACAGGCUGUUGCUGGCAUUGUCCUGAUUGCUGAGAUUUAACUUAGAUUGGCUAAAUGUUUGAUCUAUUCUAUGCCCAUAUAAUUUUCUUGACAAGAGUGCUCAAGUAUUUGGCUUUUGCUUUCUUCCAGAUUUGAUUUUGGGGUUUCUUCUUCUAGGAACUUCUUUCAUUACCUAAUUCCUGUUCUUGAUUACUAUUCUUCCCCUUCAAACUUUAGCAGCAAAGACACAGCCUGCUCUACUUUAUUGCAUACUUAGCCUUUCCUUAGAAAAACAACCUUGCAAACAUGUACAGAUAGUGCUCGACUUACAACAGUUUGCUUAGUGAGCAUUCAUAGUUUCAACAGCACUGAAUAAAAUGACCUAUGACUGUUUUUCACAUGAUUAUUGUAGCAUCCCCACGGUCACAUGAUCAAAAUUUAGAUGCUUGGCAACUGACUCAAAUUUAUGACAAUUGCAGUAUCCCUGGGUCAAGUGAUCAACUUUUGUGACCUUCUGACAAGAAAAGUCAAUGGAGAAACCAGAUAAACUUAAUAACCAUAGUACAGUACUAACAACUAGAGUGAUUCACUUAACAAAUGUGGCAAAAAAGGUAGUAAAAUGGAGAAAACUCAACAAAUGUCUCGCUAUGCAAUAUAAAAAUUUUGGGCUCAAUUGUGGUUGUUAAGUCGAGGACUACCUAUAUUUUCUGCAACUGGCUUUUCAUUCCCUUUACAGUACUGAUUUACUUUCAUUUCUGUUCUUCCACAGUUAUGUUUGCUGAAUGGUUUUCUUGUGCCUAAACUUUCUCUAGCCACUUGAGAUUUACUACAUUGAAUCAAAAGAUGUUGCCUACCACAUCAAUUAACCCCCGAGAUCAGGGCAAUGGAUCUUUAAAUACUAGAGCAUCAGCAAGACACACAGCUGGGGCAAAGCGCUAUAAAUACUUGAGAAGACUCCUUCAUUUUCGUCACAUGGACUUUGAGUUUGCUGUGUGGCAGAUGUUGUAUCUGUUCACUUCACCACAGAAGGUGUACAGAAAUUUUCAGUAUAGGAAACAAACAAAAGACCAGUGGGCUAGAGAUGACCCUGCUUUCCUUGUGUUGCUGAGUAUCUGGCUGUGUGUAUCCACUAUAGGAUUUGGCUUUGUGUUAGGCUUUGGAUUUGUUGAAAUGAUAAAGCUACUGCUGUGGGUCGUGUUUAUAGACUGUGUAGGAGUUGGCCUUCUAAUUGCAACUUUAAUGUGGUUUAUCUCCAAUAAAUUUUUGCUAAAGCAACAAAACAGGGACUAUGAUGUAGAGUGGGGCUAUGCUUUUGAUGUUCAUUUGAAUGCUUUCUACCCACUUCUUGUUAUCCUGCAUUUUAUCCAGUUAUUUUUCAUUCAUUAUGUAAUUUUAUCAGCAUCGUCUAUUGGCUAUUUUGUUGGAAAUACUUUCUGGCUGAUUGCAAUUGGUUAUUACAUCUAUGUGACAUUUCUGGGGUACAGUGCACUGCCAUUCCUGAAGAACACGGUGAUCCUUCUGUAUCCAUUUGCGCUUCUCAUCUUGCUGUACGUGGUCUCUUUAGCCAUUGGAUGGAACUUUACUAAAGCACUUUGCGUUUUCUACACAUACAGAGUGAAAUAAACUGGUCUCCAAUAAAUAACACCUUGUACAAAUGUCAAACCUGGUGAAAUGAAGAUACUCUUGUACAUUCCUGUAAAUAACUUACUCCUCACUGUAGAUCAGUGUAUACAAAAUGUUUGGGUUUUUUAAAAAAAAAAGCACUGACAGUCAAUAAGCCUUCAAUAUCCCUCCUUUGUGGAAGAGUUGUAUAUCUCUGUAAUAAAGAUUCUUUUUAAAAUUCAA
Messenger RNA from Pantherophis guttatus, 2733 nucleotides. Lineage: Eukaryota; Metazoa; Chordata; Lepidosauria; Squamata; Colubridae. The record is from RefSeq and is a predicted model, not a curated record.